UGAAAAAUUCGUUAAUUAACAGCUGUUGACAAACCUUUUGCAAUGACGUCAACGGUAUGCUAUGCAGUGAUCUGGACCAGCGGUCCUUACUUUAUAUAAAUCCUAAUGCGCGGAGUAUCUUAGCCAUUUAUUUUGGUCUCUUAAGUUUUAGAGUUGUACUGAUAUCGAUAAUAACUCUUGAUACUCCUCCCAACAGGCGACAUCUGAAUCACCGAAAUAGAUUGUUAUCAAGAGCAUUGCUUGGGUGUUUAAAACUUCCCAACUACUACUGAAGGAUAAAAUCAUACAAUACACUUUUGUUCCUGGACUGGCUGGAUCAAAGAACACUAGUGGGCACUGUUAAUAAUAAUCACUACGAGCAAGAACGGCCACACCGAGCUGUGGUAAAACCUCAUUCGGCAAUCCGCUAUUUAGAAAAUGGACAGACGAUAGCUACUGAUCAGUUCUAAGGAAAAGCUAUACGCACUCCGAUAUUAAUAAUCAAGUCACCAUAUAAAAGGCAAACAAGCUACGAGCUGUUAUUUGAAAACAAGCAAUGUCUUGGUGGGCUAAUAACUCAUCUUUAAUCGCGAGCAAUGGGAGCUUGCCCCUUUUCGCACGUUCAGGCACUGAGGUUUCAAUAUUUGUAAUAAUCUACAUUCUGCUUUCGGCAACCGUAGUUGUGGGUAAUAUACUAGUUGUGGCGAGCUACGCCACCAACGCGAAGCUUCGUACUGGCAUCAGCAUGUUUUUUGUCAGCCUUGCGGUUUCUGACUUGUGCGUCGGUCUUAUUUCUAUUCCGUGGUGGAUCUACCAGCUUCUGUGCAGUCCGACAAUUAAAAACUGCUCUUCAAAAGACACAAAUUUAAUCAUUUUAAACCGCAUUUUCGAUAUCUUCAGCGCUUUGGCAUCGAUAAUGAACCUUGUUGCGAUCAGCAUUGAACGACGGAUCGUCGUGUCAAAUCUCAAGAAAAUAAGCAAGCGUGGUCGUAAUAAAAAGGUCAAUUUGUUUAUGAUCUCUGUAGCUUGGCUUUUGGCAAUGAGUAUUUCAAUUUAUAAUGGGAUUUACUCCAGUCUGGCCUACUCCAGAAUCCGCACUCUAGUAUUAUUCCUGUGUGGCUUUGUGGUUCCUCUCGUCAUAAUGGUCUUCAUUUAUAUAGAUAUUUACAGAUUGGUCAGAAAAACUCAAGAGAAAAUUUCCCGCCACAUCUCAUUACAUCAACGCCGUGUCCGCGUCAACACCUUUGAGGAAAGGAAAACUGCACAGACAGUAAUUAUCAUUACUGCGCUGUUCGUGUUAGCAUGGACACCUUUUUUCGUAGUGUCUGUGCUUUAUCCCUAUAGUCCAUCGUCCUUACCGUCUGGGGAGAAGCUAAAGAGCUUGAUCGACUUUAUUAAGUGGAUGCAUUAUAGUAAUAGUGCCGUGAAUCCCUUUGUGUACGCCUUUCGCAACGAAGAAAUCAGGAAGGCAAUGCUACGUGUGAUUCCCAAUUGUUUUUACUAUUUGUGCUGUAAGGCUGGUAGUGCACAGGAAAGACGAUUACGACGUUAUUAGCCAAGACAAUAAAAAAAAAAAAAAAAAAAAAAAAAAAUAAAAAAAAAAAAAAAAAAAAAAAAAAAAAAAAAAAA
Molecule: messenger RNA, 1608 nt
Organism: Actinia tenebrosa (Australian red waratah sea anemone)
Lineage: Eukaryota; Metazoa; Cnidaria; Anthozoa; Actiniaria; Actiniidae
Product: dopamine receptor D1-like
Biological process (GO): chemical synaptic transmission; G protein-coupled receptor signaling pathway, coupled to cyclic nucleotide second messenger
Cellular component (GO): dendrite; plasma membrane
Molecular function (GO): neurotransmitter receptor activity; G protein-coupled serotonin receptor activity
Source: RefSeq, a predicted model, not a curated record